GCGCCACGCGCGCCGUCGCUCCGCCCUCCACCACCACACCCCACCAUGGCCACCCUCGACACACCCACGCCCAAGCGCAGCGUCUCCUUCGGGCCCAACUCCGGGCCCGCGCCGCCGUCGUUCGCCAGCGGCAGCGGCACCGCGCCCGCCACGCCCGCCGGCGCCGGCGCCUCGGCGUCGUCGUCGGCCGCCGCGUCGCCCGGCGCCGCGCUCAAGCCUGCGCUCAAGGCCACGGCGCACCUGCCGCUGCCGCCGGCGGCGCAGUACGCGCACGCCGACCCGCUGCUGCGCCGCCUGCGCCUCGUCGACGCCGCCGGCGCGCCCGUCGACCUGCGCGCCCACUUCCGCGACGCCAAGGUCGUCGCCUUCUACUUCAGCAGCCAGUGGGCCGGGCAGCCGCUGCGCGAGUACACGCAGACGAUCACCGAGUUCUGCCGCGCGCAUCCGCACGAGUUCAAGGUCGUGUACGUCUCCGUCGACGUCGACGAGCGGUGGUAUAAGGCCGGCGUGCAGGGCAAGCCGUGGGUGUCGAUGGCCUGGAACGACGGCUCCUCGCUGCCAGGACAGGAGCGCGACGACGGGCGCAGCGGCACCGGCGUGAGCUCCGCCGAUGACGACGCGCCGCCGGCGCUGUACAACAAUGAAGACUUCCUGCUCGCCGGCGAGGCCGACAUCGACGAGUUCCUCUCGCGCUCCGACACGACGGGCACGGCGUAUCUGCGGCCCUUCAGCCGCGUGCACCUCGCCAGCAAGCUCAACAUUCUUGCUGCACCCACGCUCGCUGUCUACUACCCAAAGGAGAGUCGCUUCCUCGACUGGAACGUGCGCAUCGCGCGCUUGAAAGACGGCGAGCGCGAAGAGACAUGGCGGCGGUGGAGCAACGGAGAAGGCGCAGGCUCAUUUGGCGUGCGAGAUUUCUUCAAGCAGGCACCGGGCACGACUGCGCUCCUGGUCAUCGCCAUGCUCAUGUGGGCGGCGGUGCUGUUUGGCGGCGACGACUACAACUUUGUCAAAUUCGCAAUCGAGCAGGCGCAGCCGCUGCUCGGCUGGAAGGGCGAUCCGGCUGCUGUGCCGCACGCCGAGCUAUAAUGUGCCAUGUCUCCGUCCUGUCUCGUCUGCG
Molecule: messenger RNA, 1120 nt
Organism: Tilletiopsis washingtonensis
Lineage: Eukaryota; Fungi; Basidiomycota; Exobasidiomycetes; Entylomatales
Exons: 5
Coding region: 46-1089 (347 amino acids)
Source: RefSeq, a predicted model, not a curated record